Messenger RNA from Durusdinium trenchii, 2610 nucleotides. The record is from the annotation of a GenBank genome assembly. Lineage: Eukaryota; Dinophyceae; Suessiales; Symbiodiniaceae.
CAAAAAGUGCUUCCAACAAAAGGCCUCGGAAUCAUCAGCGAUGGUGGCGCUGCUUUGGCUUCGAUACUGGCUAUGCAUGUUGCUCUCUGGAGUUUAUGGAUCUCUCUUCUCCACCCGAGCAGAGCUGCGAGAUGCGCUGCUCCAGUGGCACAAUGCGGACGAGGCCACCAAGUUGCAGCUGACCUCGUUGUGGGGAACGCCUGGUGAAUGGAACGUGUCAUCCGUCACCAACAUGAGUGGACUCUUCAAGGACUUGGACGGCUUCAAUGAGAACAUCAGCGCAUGGGAUACUUCGAAGGUACUGGACAUGAGUUCCAUGUUCCAUGGAGCCACUGCAUUCAACAUGCCCAUCGGCGCGUGGAACACGUCAAGUGUGAAGACAAUACGCAAGAUGUUCUACGAGGCGUCCAGUUUCAAUGAGCCGAUUGACUUGUGGAUCACAGCGGCAGUCGUUGACAUGGAAGACAUGUUCUCUGGAGCCAUGUCCUUUGAUCAGCCCAUCGGUGCUUGGGACACGGGCAAUGUGAGAACCAUGAACGGCAUGUUCUACAAUGUAAAUGACAUGCAUCACAUGUUUGAAGGAGCUGUCGCCUUUGACCAGCCGCUGAAUCCUUGGGACACCAAGGCUGUCACAAACUUCUCCGGAAUGUUUUUCCGUGCCAGCUCCUUCGACCAGCCAGUUGGAUUGUGGGACACGUCAGCCGCCACAGACAUGUAUCGUAUGUUUACAGGGGCCGAAAGUUUUGAUCAGUCUGUCUCGACAUGGAACUUGACAUCAAUCCCUGAUGCCCAAGCUAUGGCCGAAGCUUUCACAGGUUCAGGCAUGUCAACUUGCAUGUUGCGUCUCAGUUCCGAAGCUUGGGGUUUGCCUGCCAGCAUUCGACAGACUUGGUCAGACCAACUCUGUCCCAGUUGCCCUUGUCAAAACACGAACUUGGCAUGUGUGGACGAGGCCUGUCGGCCAGUGAACUCCGGCUUCAUUGAGCUUGGGAGAGGUGCUUGGGAUGAUCGAAAUGCAAGUCUGACAACUGCUGUGGGCUUUCGAGCAUGUGUCGAGAGAUGCAAAGACUUGGAGUGUGGUGCUUUCCUUCUGGAAGACUCUGGGCGCUGCUGGCUGAUGGACGACAUGAACGACCAGAGUGAGCUCAGCUUGAUAGGACAUGGUGACAUGGGCCUCGUGCCGCACCUUCUCGUGCCCCGCGGGAACGACGUGGACGGCGACGAGGAGACCCAACGCCUCGGCCGUGAGGGCGACGGUGACGGCGGCCUCCUGUUGCAGGACUUGGAAUGCCGGAGCUGUGCAGCUGGAAAAGCUCCCAAGGAUGAUCGUUGUGAAGCAUGCGCCUCAGGCUUUGCCCAAGCUGGUGCUGUGCGAUGUGAAGACUGUCCACCUGGAGAGGUUCCUGUGCUUCCGAGCCGCACUGACUGCAGGGCAUGCGCUCCUGGCCAUUAUUCCGAUGGUGAUACGUGCCGGUCCUGUUCAUUUCCCUUUCUCUUGCUGGACAACACCUGUGUUUGGUGGCACCUUGUGUUGAUCAUCGGCUUGCUGGCCCUCUCCUCCGGCAUCGUCUUCCUCCUGCACCACAUGGCCAAGAGGCAUCGACGGAAGCGAACAGAGAUCCGCCAAGAGGAGGUGAGUCAGAUCCUUCAAGAGUUUGAGGACGAGCUGUGGGAUGAGAAGCCUGAGACCGUGAACAGGUUUGUAGUGGCCCUGAGCAGCUUUGGAUGGAGCUGGGGCGAAGUGAGCCAAAGAGCGCAGGAGAUGCGGGCUCGUCACAGCAGCCACGCGGGUGUGAGCCUUGCAUAUCUGAUGGGCGAUUUUGCACGGUUGGCCUAUGACUGGUCUGGCGAAGAGAAUCCAACCUUUCUUCGCUUGAAGGAAGUCUUUUGGCAGGGUGACGAGAAGCUCGGAUCCAACAUUCGUUGCCCUCGAGAUGGCAGACCUGGCUGCGCGCUGGUGGAUUGGCUUUCGCCGGAGCAUCGACGGCUGCAGACUCAUUUCAUGUCUUGGAGUUGGAAGUAUUCACUUCAACAACUCCAAAGUGCCAUGCAGAUGUGGAGAUCAACCCAAGCAAUGGAGUUUCAGGACGUUUUCUUCUACAUGUGCUUUUUCGUGAACAACCAGUUCCGCAUCAUCGUCGAAGGCUCCGCCACCGGCAGCGACAAUCUGGAAGAAGUCUUCCAGACGAAUCUGCGACGGAUUGGGCAGGUCGUGGCAGUGUUGGACACCUGGGAGGAACCAGUCUACUUGCAAAGGGUCUGGACCAUCUACGAGCAGUACGUCGCUUUUUCCUUGCAGGUCCCGGUGACCUUCGUCAUGCCGGAGGAUGCAGCAGCUUCGCUAUCGAAGCAGAUCUCGCGUGGCGACGCCGGCAUCGAGGAGGUGACCCAGUCGUUGUGCGAUGUCAACGUGGCGGCUGCACGUGCCUUCGAUCCGCGCGACGAGCAGAAGGUGAAGACCACGAUCCAGUCCACGGUAGGCUUUGACCAAGUGAAUCAGCACGUGAAGGAUGCCAUGAUCCAAUGGAUUUGCGUCGUGGUCCGGGAGAAAUUCCAACGACUCAUCAACAGAGCCGAUCGUGAGGACGUUUUUUUCUGUCUAGCAGAAGC